This is a messenger RNA of Diaporthe amygdali, 2715 nucleotides long. RefSeq lists its product as uncharacterized. Gene Ontology annotation, molecular function: DNA binding; zinc ion binding. Gene Ontology annotation, biological process: DNA-templated transcription. The coding region runs from base 1 to 2715 and encodes 904 amino acids. The record is from RefSeq and is a predicted model, not a curated record. The transcript is spliced from 5 exons. NCBI's taxonomy places the organism in Eukaryota, Fungi, Ascomycota, Sordariomycetes, Diaporthales, Diaporthaceae.
AUGUAUCGUGUGGAAAGCAGCGACCAAGAUUCCGAGUUUGUGUCACCGACACCUGAUGCCACCUCGCCCAAAGUCUGGUACACCAAGGUGCUCUUCGGCUUCCACGUCGAAACUUUCGUGGCUGCUUGCUUCGCUCUUAAGUCUCUGGACAUCAUCUUCGGCAGUGCUGGUACCACUGGGCUCAUAGCCAACAUCUGGUCCGCGCUGGUCCUCAGGGAAAACAUAGGCAGCACCCCUAUGGAUCUGGAGGAAGAAUUCGGACUUGGCUGUGAAUAUCAGAGGGAAAGGAAGAAAAGAGGCAAGGCUUCCCGGAAAGACCUCGCCCAGCAAGCUGCUGCCCAAGCAGCUUCGCAUGGUGGUCGUAAGUCCCCGUCGUCAGGGGCAGAGAACAACCAAGCCGACGAGCACACGGGAUCAAAGCCAGAGGAUGCCCUGGCGAACAAUGUCAAUAACGGGAGCGAUGGGGAUGACGAAGAGGGCUCUCGAAGAGAAGAAAGGCUGGGAAGUUUGGACAGCGAGCCGGACCUGGGAGGGCAAUCAUCCCACAUCGCUGGCCAUCCUGGGGCUAUGGAGCGCGAUCAUCUUGAAAACCAAGGUGCAUUCGACCCGAGCAGCUAUGCCAAUAUUCACAACCCGUACGACCGACAGGCGAUGAACGUCCACAUGAUGAAUACGGCAGCUCAUCCUGCCUAUGGUGCCAAUCAGAGCAAUAUUUCGGCCUACCCAAACAUACCCUACGGCCUGCAAACACAAAAUCCGACGGGGUACGCGCCCAAUGCGGCGACCUUUCGGAUGACGACUAGCCCUCUCAGUGCAUAUCCUAUAGCUGGUGACGGCCCAUCACCCGGAUGGAUGAACAUGUCAUCUCCGCCUCAACAAUACCAGAACCAUGUCCCUCCACCCAGCUACCACGGCUCCCAGCUUCGAUACCCCGUCUUGGAGCCUCUGAUCCCUCACCUAGAAACCAUCAUACCCCUGCCACUUGCAUGCGACCUGAUCGACCUGUACUUCUCGAGCUCGUCCUCCGCACAGAUGCAUCCGCACUCGCCGUACGUCUUAGGCUUCGUCUUUCGAAAGCGAUCGUUCUUGCAUCCGUCAAAGCCUCGCAGAUGUCAGCCGGCACUGCUGUCAAGCAUGCUCUGGGUCGCCGCACAAACGAGCGACGCUCCCUUCCUGACCAGUGUCCCCUCUGCUCGCGGGCGAAUCUGCCAAAGACUUUUGGAGCUGACCGUCAGUCUGCUGAAGCCGCUGAUUCACACGCCAUCGGGAGAUUCAUCGCCAGUUGCUAGCCCGGCUGCUAUUGACGGUGCUGCUCUGGGAGGCUUGGGUGUUGCGUUGCCUGGUACAAUCAGCAUGGAGGCCUUGACUAGUGAGACUGGCCCAUUCGGUGCAGCAGGGACUCUGGAUGAUGUGGUGACCUACAUACACUUGGCAACAGUUGUCUCUGCUAGCGAGUACAAGGGAGCCAGUCUUCGGUGGUGGAAUGCCGCGUGGUCGCUUGCACGUGAACUGAGGCUAGGUCGCGAACUUCCACAGUCAAUGAGUGCACCCGAGAACGAGAACGAAGGAGCAGAAGACCAGUCGGAAGUGUCGGGUCUGAUCACGGAGGAGGAGCGAGAGGAAAGGCGGCGCAUCUGGUGGCUUGUCUAUAUCGUGGACCGCCACCUUGCCCUCUGCUAUAACCGACCUCUCUUCUUGCUCGAUAUCGAAUGUGAUGGGCUCCUGCAGCCCAUGGACGACACCGCGUUUCAAAACGGAGAAUUCCAGCCCCAGCCCUCGCCACUCACAGAUCCUAGUGUGCUUGCCUCGGGCUCAUCCGCGUCGCAAUCACAGGCAAGGGCCCGUGGUCCUUCGUUCGAAUGUAACGGACACAGCAUAUAUGGCUACUUCCUCCCCCUGAUGGCCAUCUUGGGCGAGAUUGUCGACCUCAAUCAUGCGCGCAAUCACCCUCGUUUUGGGGUCGGGUUCAGGUCGGCUCGCGAAUGGGACGGGCAAGCGCUUGAGAUCGAACGGCAUCUGCAGGUCUACGAGCAGAGUCUGAAGAAAUUCGCCCAGCGGAGUCUGGGUACGCACAGCACGAGCACGUCGGACGACCCAGAUGAGAACCACAACGAGAGUCUCGGUCCUGUGGAUGCCGGCACACCUUCGGUGCACUCUGUGCACAGUGUCCUGACGAGCGCCAGCAGGAUGACGGAGUCAGAGAUCCAGACGCGGAUCGUUAUGGCUUACGGGACACAUGUCAUGCACGUGCUACACAUCCUACUCACAGGGAAGUGGGACCCGAUUAACCUGCUCGAUGACAAUGACCUCUGGAUCAGCUCACAAGGGUUCAUAACCGCCACGGGACGCGCCGUCUCUGCGGCCGAGGCCAUCAGCCACAUACUCGAAUACGACCCGGGGCUGGAGUUUAUGCCCUUCUUCUUCGGCAUUUAUCUCUUACAGGGCUCGUUCCUGCUGCUGUUGAUAGCCGACAAGCUACAGAGCGAGGCGUCGCCGAGCGUUGUUAGGGCCUGUGAGACAAUCGUUCGGGCGCACGAGGCUUCAGUAGUGACACUCAAUACCGAGUAUCAGCGGAAUUUUAGCAGAGUCAUGCGCAGUGCCCUGGCGCAGGUCCGCGGCCGCGUACCAGAGGAUCUUGCGGAACAGCACCACCGUCGACGCGAGCUCCUAUCACUAUACCGUUGGACCGGUGACGGAACAGGCCUAGCUUUAUAA